Cyphomyrmex costatus is the source of this 1554-nucleotide messenger RNA. RefSeq lists its product as uncharacterized. NCBI's taxonomy places the organism in Eukaryota, Metazoa, Arthropoda, Insecta, Hymenoptera, Formicidae. Gene Ontology annotation, molecular function: nucleic acid binding. The transcript has a single exon. The record is from RefSeq and is a predicted model, not a curated record. Gene Ontology annotation, biological process: DNA integration. The coding region runs from base 1 to 1554 and encodes 517 amino acids.
AUGCAGCAUUAUGCCGUGUUUUUACAAGCAUUCAACUUUGAGAUUAAAUAUCGUAAAUCAAUAGAGCAUGCUAAUGCAGAUGGCUUGUCACGAUUGCCCAUACAAGAAAGAAGUAACGGUAAUUUUGAUGUAAUUGAUAUAUUUCAAAUUGAAAACGUGGAGGCACUACCGGUAACUGCGAAAAGUAUUAGAGAAGGAACGGAUAAAGAUGCGUUAUUAUUAAAAAUGCGACAAGCUUUAAUUAAAGGGAAAAGUUUGAUUCCGUUAGGUUAUAAUGAUGGCGAGUUCGCGUUACAGGAUGGUAUAAUUUUUAGAAAAGAAAGAGUAGUCAUUCCGAAAAAUCUAAGAACUAGAAUAUUAAAAGAAUUGCACGCAGGGCAUUUUGGCACAGUUAAAAUGAAACAAUUGAGUAGAAACUUUGGCUGGUGGCCUAAAAUAGAUAAGGACAUCGAGGACAUAACUAAAAAUUGUAGAGCGUGUGUUACGUUUUGUAAUAACCCAAGAAACAAGGCUAAACAUUCAUGGGAAGCGGCGUCAGAACCGUUUGAGCGCGUACACAUUGAUUUUGCAGGUCCAUUUAUGGGACAUACGUUUCUAGUGUUAGUAGAUGCUUAUACAAAAUGGCCUGAAGUGUAUAUUGUAAGAAACAUGUCCGUACAAAAUAUUAUUGAAAAAUGUAGAGAGAUUUUUGGAUUACCACAGAGAUUAGUGUCGGACAAUGGUCGCACUUUUAUAGCAGAGGAAUUUGAAAGUUUUCUUAAAAAUAACGGGAUUUAUCAUAAGCGCACAGCGCCUUAUCACCCAGCCACAAAUGGCCUUGCGGAACGUUUUGUGCAAACCUUGAAACAGGCGUUCCGAAAAUUAAAUACUAGCGACGGCAACAUUAAGUCUAACCUGCAGAAAUUUUUAUUUCAUUAUAGAUUAACGCCUCAUUCAGAAUUAAAUAAAUCUCCGGCAGAAGCCAUGUUCAAUAGAAAAUUAAAAAGCAGAUUGGACUUAAUAUUUCCGAAAAUUAAUAAGGAAAUAGAAAUUGAAAAUACCAUAGGAGUAAGAAAUUUUAAAGAGGGCAAAAGAGUCGCGGUUCGUGAAUAUUUAAACAAAAAUGUUAAAUGGCGUUUUGGAAGCGUAAUAGCGAAGUUAGGCAAAGCACAUUAUACAGUUAAAUUGGACGACGGAAGAAUUUGGAAGCGACAUUGCGAUCAAAUGAGGAAAAUAGGAGAACAAAUUAAUACUCCGAUUAAUGAUGGGAGUAAUUUCGGCGAGGCUGACCACUACGGUCCAGUUGAAGUAACGCAGAAUCAUGUAACUGCGAACGGUAGAGAUCAAGCAAAUAUUAUACACCCAAACUUCGACCCUAUCAGCUCGAGAUGCUAUCCUGAAAAUUCCGAGACAUUUGAAUUCGAGGAAGGGAAAGCCGUAAGAGCCGAUGUUCCACACGCUAACACACAAAAUAAAGUAAGUUUAGAACAGCGUGCGAAUGCGAAUAAAGAGGGUCAACCUCAACGCAGCAGAAAACCACCGGAUACAUAUGGUAGUUACUUAUCGCCAAUCUAA